AUGGCCCAGGUCCCUGCCGACUUCCCGCCUUCCUCUGGGCUCCUCUCCGAAGCAUCGCCCGAGCCCAGCCCUGGCCCCCAACGGCCUGGAAGCGCGAGCGGGCGGCAAGCUGACCCCAUCCGAGGGCCCGGCCGUCCCUGCCCUGGCCCGGAGCCCGGCGCGCUCAGACCCCGAGGCCUCCAGCGCCCCGCCGGGCCCGCGCUCCCCGCCGCCCACCGAGCCCGCACUCCCCGCCCGCGCGUCCGGCCCAGCUCGGCCGGCGGGACUCACCUCCACAGCCCGGUGGCGCCGCCUCCGUCCUCCCGGCCCGGGCAGCGCGGCCCCGGCCCCCGGGCCCGCUCGCCCCCGCCGGCCGAUCCACAACUUCUGCCUCCGGAGAGCGGCGGGGCCCCUCUCGCCGCCGGCCGCGCUGCCCGGACGGCCUCCCCGCGCCUCAGCCGCGGAGUGCCCCGACCCGGCCCCGGCCACUGCCCGCGUCAGGCGUUCGCCUUACGCCACCUCCGUAGCGUAGCGCCCGGCCUUGGCCCCGCGGCUACGGCGCGCCCGGGGCGCACGCGGCGCUGUGAAUCGCUCACACGGACUACGGCUCCCACAGGGCCGCGCGGCGCUGCCGGGGCGGAAGCCCUGGGCGGUGCCGGCGCGAAGCAUGCCGGGAGUUGUAGUCCUCUGGUGGCGCCUUCCCUGUCCGCCGACCUCCCGAGCCAUUCCUCCUGCUCGCGCUGCUGGAGACGGCCAGGCCCCGGGCCUCGGUCCCGGGAAGGCGCCGCGCUCCCGGCUUAUCGGGCAGUGGGGCAGCCGGAGGAGGGGCUGGGACUACAGCUCCCAGAAAGCCCUGCGAGGGGCACGGAGGGGCGGGGCCUCCAACCGCUGCGUCGGCGCGUCCACCGCGACUCGGUCCCGGGGGUCUCGGGGGUGGCCGGGCCGGGGACGUCAGUGUCCCGCGGGGCUCGGGGAGGCCCCUGGACCGAAGACCACGACCCCGCCCUGGGCCCUCUGUGUCCGCGAGGCCCAGAAACCCCUUCGGGCCUCCCAGGGCCGCCCCCUCGCAACGCUGUGCUCGGUCCCGGCGGCCAAGAGCGGCGGUGGCAACGGGACCGCUCUGGCCCGAGACGCGGCCUGGCCUCGCAGCGUCGCUUGGGCACAGCCUCUCUAGGUCCCUUCGUCCUCGGUCGCGGAAGGACGCCAUUAAACGGCCACGCCCGGCUGGACCUGGAGGAGGGAAGACGGGGCGACUCCCGGGUCCUUCCAGGCCCCUUGCUCAGGCCUGAGUCUCUCCCCGGAGGUCCCUUCCCGCUGCGCUGA
Callithrix jacchus (white-tufted-ear marmoset) is the source of this 1302-nucleotide messenger RNA. NCBI's taxonomy places the organism in Eukaryota, Metazoa, Chordata, Mammalia, Primates, Cebidae. The record is from RefSeq and is a predicted model, not a curated record.